Grus americana (Whooping crane) is the source of this 2797-nucleotide messenger RNA. RefSeq names its product neural proliferation, differentiation and control 1 (gene NPDC1). The record is from RefSeq and is a predicted model, not a curated record. NCBI's taxonomy places the organism in Eukaryota, Metazoa, Chordata, Aves, Gruiformes, Gruidae. Gene Ontology annotation, cellular component: membrane.
GCCCCCUCCGAGCCCCGCCACCGCCCGCAGCCGCCGCGGCCCUCACGCCCGCCCGUGUCUGUGGAGGAUGGUGGCGGCUCGGGGUGCUGCCGCCCGCCGCGGAGCGCUGCUGCUACUGCUCACCGCCCUGGGGGCCUGCCGCCUGCGCCUCGCCCGUGCCGCGUCGUGUCCCCGGAGCCUGGACUGUGUCCUGCAGCGCCGGGAGUUCUGCCCGCCAGGGUCAGGCGCCUGCGGCCCCUGCCUGCCCCCCUUCCAGGAGGACGACCGCGGGCGAUGCGUCCAGAAGCAGCUCUCACCCAGCGGACGAACGUCCAUUCCCAGCUUGGAGAAAGAAAUCGAUUUUCUGGCGGAUGUGCUGGCCAGGCAAGAGGCUCCUCGUCCCCACCCGCUGCGGGAUGCCAAGCCCAGGACCACUCUGGUCCCUGCCGGCAGCAGACAGCAUGUGGCCAGUGGGCUGAAAGAGGGGCUUCUGCAGCGGGGUCACGCCAGCGGCAAGGCAGCUGCCACCCUCCCCACCUUCACCACCGCCACGGUUCAGAAAUACCCAGUGGAGGCAUCCCCCAUCCCUUCAAAUGAUGACAUGGUGCUCGGGCUGAUCGUGGUGUGCACAGUGGCUGGGAUCUCAGCGCUGAUCGUGGCUGCAGUGUGCUGGUGCAGGCUGCAGAAGGAGGUCAGGCUGGCGCAGAAAGCAGACUACUCAGCACAGAGAGUGGCCAGUCCCCUACCCUAUGACAAGAUCUCGGUAAGGCGCCCGCAUCCCUCCUUUCAGGGUGUUUGGUGCUCGGGCCAGGCAUGUACUCUGCUUGAGGGGCUUCCAACAUGGUGGGAGACACCUGCCAGCUGGGCUGGGGUCUCUGCAGCCCUGCCUCCACGGCUGUCCUUGCUCUCUCCGCAGCCUGGGGACAAGACGCUGGCUCAGAGUGCCCAGAUGUACCACUACCAGCACCAAAAGCAGCAGAUGCUCUCCAUGGAGAAGCAUAAAGAGGAGCCCAAGCUGCCAGACUCAGCGUCGUCAGACGAGGAGAAUGAGGAUGGAGACUUCACCGUGUAUGAGUGCCCCGGGCUGGCUCCGACCGGAGAAAUGGAAGUGAGGAACCCGCUGUUUGACGACUCCUCCUUACACCCCUCCAACCCCAAGUCACACCAGUAACACCCCUCCUCUCCUCCGCCCGAGCUUGCUACGGACUGUAUGCCCAAGCCCAGCGGGGCGGCCGCACCGGAGGGGCACCCGCAGCCGGGCGAAGGGGCGCAGACCCCGUGCUGCCAGACUGUUCGACGCCUGCCCAAUAAACACCCACUAACAGCUAUGGGAGGGGGGGAUCGCCCCCAUUUCCAGCGUCCUUGUCCUCUUUGCUGCUGUGAUCGCGUCCCUGCCUUGCCCUUGGCUCGCUGCUCUCGGGGACACGCCAGCCCCUGCGCGGGGGGGCAGCUGCUGCCUUGGCACAGACACUGGGGGGGCCACAGCGCUGUCUCUGCAUUUGGCUUUGAGGAGGGGGCUGCUGCCCUGGCUGCGGCUGGGCUGAUGCAACAGCAGCUGGGAAAGGGCUGGAGAGGGGGUCAGAGAGCGAGAGAGGGCCCAGGGGGGUGGUCUUGGCACACUGGUGUCUGCAGGGGAAGGCAUCAAGGCUGCCAGCCUGCCCAGAGCCCCCCCUGCCAGGGGCAGAGACUCUCCCUGGAGUGGGUAGCAUCGCUAAAGGCUCUUGUGCCUGGUCUGCCCCCUCCGCCCCAGCCCAGGCAGCCCCUGGCAGCAGGGUCCCACUCUGGGAGCCAGGGGCAGGAGCAGGCUCAGGCAGGCACUGGCAUCGCUCCCUGGGAUGCACCUUCAGAUACCACCCUGCACGGUGCCUGGCCAGGAGCACCUCUUCUAGGGGUGCUGGUCCUCGGGGGCCCUGGGGCACAGACAGUCCCGCUACCACUGUGGCCUGGGACCCCAUGCUGGGCUGUGCCAGCGGAGGUGGAAGAUUUCCUCAUGGCACCCCUGGGUGCUGUCUGGGCUCUCACCCUGGGCCUCUGUGGGGUGAACACUGAGAAAAGGCUCAGGGUUUUGGUUUUAAGCCUGUGUGGCCAUGGGGGAGGAAGGAGCAAGACUGGAGGUGGGGAGGAGGCUCAGGAAGCUGGGAGGGGUAGCCAAGGCACGGUGGCUUUGCUGCACUGCUUCUCUGGCCCAUAGAGCCCGUGCCCUUUGCAAGCAACCCUGUGGAGCCCGGCCCAGCGCUCUCUCCGGGCAUCCCCCUGUGGCAGGGGACAGUCUCCACCGUACCAUCCCGGGCACCUCCCGGGCUCCAGAGACCCCCUGCGCCCCUCCACUGCCCGUGUCUGCAUCCAGGCUCACCAGCCCCCACCACCAAGUCCUUGCUCAGAGUCCAGCACUGUUCCCCAAAGCCUCCCCGGUGUGUUGGCCACGACACCUCCAGCGUGAGGCCUGGGUCGUGUUUUGGGUUGCUUUUCACAGAUGUGGCUUCAUGUCUGGACCCUGGCACAGAUCGCCACAGGUGGCCUCAUGAAUGCAUGGGAGCUGUUGCACGUGCGGGAGCCAUUGCACGCUCAGGAGCUGUUGCACAUGCAGGCAGGCAUGGGCAGGGCAGGCAGCAGCGGCAGGGCCCUGUGCCAGUGAGCGGUAGUGGUGUGGGACUGUCCCCAGCGGGGCCGCUGGCAGAGGCUGUCACUGCACAGAUUGUUUCCCUGCACCCUGCUCCCUUACCCCUGGGCUGCUGCCCUUCUCCCCACUCCCCUUGUUGUUGUAUGGAUUGUAGUUCUUUUAAAAGAUUUUAUUAAACAACCAUGUUUGAGACCCAUG